This is a messenger RNA of Geosmithia morbida, 1653 nucleotides long. Its product is annotated as NhaP-type Na+/H+ or K+/H+ antiporter. NCBI's taxonomy places the organism in Eukaryota, Fungi, Ascomycota, Sordariomycetes, Hypocreales, Bionectriaceae. Gene Ontology annotation, cellular component: membrane. Gene Ontology annotation, biological process: proton transmembrane transport. The transcript has 3 exons. Bases 1 to 1653 code for a protein of 550 amino acids. The record is from RefSeq and is a predicted model, not a curated record. Gene Ontology annotation, molecular function: antiporter activity.
AUGCCAUCUUCGCUCCCGUAUCACGAGCCGUCGAUCGAGACGAUCCUCAUACAGUCGUCCCUUCUCCUGCUGCUCAAUGCGGUGAACCACAUCCUCGACUCCGUCAUCUACGCCGGCGGCCUAUCCACCGACCUCUCCGCCCUGAGAACCAACAUCUGGCUCUCGACGUGCGUCGCCGCCACAGGUGUGGCCGUCCCGAUCGGCCUGUCAUUCACGCUCCCGUCCCUGGUCGGGGGGACGAGCCAGCUGCAGGCCUUCGCGGCGGGGGCGGCCCUGUGCUCCACCAGCCUGGGCACCACCUUUACGCUCCUGGCGACGAGCGGGCUGGGCUCGUCCCGGCUGGGCGUGGUGCUCUCGUCGGCGGCCAUGAUGGACGACGUCGUCGGCCUGGUCAUGGUGCAGAUCAUCUCGGACCUGGGAUCCGGGCCCGACGUCGAAGCCGCCACCGUCGUACGACCCGUCCUGACCUCGCUGGCCUUCGCGGUCGUGCUGCCCCUCGCGUGGGGCUGCGCCGUCGUCCCGGCCGCGCGCCGUCUGCGUCUCGUCGCCGGGGGCGGCAGGCUCGCCGGGCUGGCGGACCACGAGCACCUCCACCUCGCCGCGCUCACGGGGACGCUGGUGGGCGUGGUCACGGGGGCUACGUACGCCGGGUCGUCGCCGCUGCUCGGGGCGUACGUCUCGGGCAUCAUGGUCUGCUGGUGGGAUCGGGAGGCUGCGCAGCGUCGCGGCCCCGGCCGUCGCGGUCAGUCCGGUGCCGGCGGGGAGCAUCCCCCCGGUGGUGGACACGGUCAGGUCGGUGUCGACGCGGCCGGGACGAGGGGCCGGGACCGGGACCGGGAGCGACACGUCGCAUCACCAUCCAGCAGCGCGGCCAUCUUUGGAAGAUACUACGAGCCCGCUCUCCGGAGGGUAUUCAGACCACUCUUCUUUGCCUCGGUGGGCUUCUCCAUUCCCAUCACAGAGAUGUUUACGGGGGCCAUCGUCUGGCGCGGAGUCGUCUACGCGAUCCUGAUGGGGAUCGGCAAGAUGGUGUGCGGACUGUGGCUCCUCCUCCGAAUACCCCGUCCGUCGGCCAAGCUGCAGCACCUGGCCCAGGUUGCCAGGAGCAGCUUGAUGCGCAUCGCCUUCUCCUCCCCGCCUCCCUCUACUUCCCCUCCCCCCCCCUCCCCUUCUAGCCUCCGUCGCCGUCGCCGCCGAGCCACGGCCGAGGGCGAGGCGCAACCACGGCGGCGCGGUCAGCGUCCAGGGAGGUCCGACGAGGAGGAAGAGGGAGAGGAGGAGAAGGAUUCUCUGUCAGUGUACCCGGGUCUCAUGAUGGGUUCGGCCAUGAUGGCUAGGGGAGAGAUCGGCUACCUCAUCUCGUCCAUUGCCGAGGGCGGAGGCGUCUUCGCCAGCAGCGGCAGCAGUGCUGAUGCCGAUGCUGCUUCAGGGGACGAGGUGGACGGGCCGUCAGACCUCUUUCUCGUCGUCACCUGGGCCAUCACGCUGUGCACCGUGGUGGGGCCCAUCGGCCUGGGAUUUCUGGCCAACAGAGUGCGCAGGUUGGAGAGGGAAUCAUCGGGUAGCGAUACCGGUAGGACGAAUGUCCUCGGCCGAUGGGGGGUUGACGGCGGCGGCGGCGGCAGCAGCAGCAGCAGCAGCAGCAGCAGUUGA